CCGCUUCCGCUCUGGUGUUUCCGGGUCCUGCGGUGCUCGGGCCGGGGUGGAGCGCGUUCGUUCGGGCUGCGGCAUGAGGCCUCGGGGCUGGUUCCUGCCCUUGGCGCUGGGGCUGCUGGCCCUGCGGGGAGCGGCCUCCGCCCGGCCCAGCUUCGUGCUGCUGCUGGCGGACGACCUGGGCUUUGGGGACCUGGGUUGUUACGGGCACCCGUCCUCCGCCACGCCGUGCCUGGACCGGCUGGCGGCCCGCGGGCUGCGUUUCACCGACUUCUACAGCAGCUCUCCCGUCUGCAGCCCCUCCCGCGCAGCCCUGCUGACCGGCCGCUUCCAGACACGCUCCGGGAUCUACCCCGGCGUGUUCAACCCUGACUCGCGGGGCGGCCUGCCGCUGGCGGAGGUCACCAUCGCGGAGAUGCUGAAGGCUGAGGGUUAUGCCACGGCCAUGGUGGGCAAGUGGCACCUUGGCUUGGGGGUGAACGGCUCCUUCCUUCCCACCCACCAGGGUUUCGACCACUUCCUUGGGGUGCCCUACUCUCACGACCAGGGCCCCUGCCAGAAUCUCACGUGCUUCCCACCCGACAUCAAGUGCUUUGGGACUUGUGACCAAGGUGUAGUGCCAGUCCCACUCCUCUGGAACCAGAGCAUCGUGCAGCAGCCGAUCUCUUUCCCUGAUCUGGUACCGCUCUACAACAAGUUCUCCCGAGACUUCAUCGCUGACUGUGCUCAACGAGGCGUUCCCUUCCUGCUCUACUAUGCGUCCCACCACACACACUACCCCCAGUUUGCCAGCCGGGAGUACGCGGGGCAGACACAGCGUGGGCCAUUUGGGGACGCACUCUCGGAGUUCGAUGGCUCGGUCGGACAAGUGCUGCAGGCGCUGGAGGAAAAUGGUCUCACCAACUCAACCUUGGUGUUUUUCACCUCUGACAACGGCCCUUCCACCGUGCGGAUGGCGCGUGGAGGCAGCUCUGGUCUUCUGAAGUGUGGAAAGGGCACAACGUAUGAAGGUGGCAUGAGGGAACCAGCAGUGGCUUAUUGGCCCGGCCGCAUUGCUCCAGGAGUGACGCAUGAGCUGGCGAGCACCCUGGACAUCCUGCCAACACUGGCCAGCCUGGCUGGAGCAGCUCUUCCCAAAGUUGCGCUGGAUGGCUAUGAUCUGAGUCCGGUGCUGUUUGGGACAGGGAAGAGUCCCCGUCAGACGAUGUUCUUCUACCCACCGUCCCCCGAUCCCCUGCAUGGUGCCUUCGCUGUCAGGCUUGGGAAGUACAAGGCCCAUUAUUUCACACAAGGUUCCUUCCACAGCGGCACGACCCCAGACCAGGCCUGCCACGGGCUGACCCCGCUGACGCCUCACUUGCCUCCGUUGCUCUUUGACCUGGAGUCAGAUCCAGCGGAGAACUACGAUCUGCUGCAGAGCGGCGUGGGGCCAGAAGUUCUACAAAUCCUGAAGGAGAUCCAACUGCAGAAAGUGCUUUUUGAACAGCGCAUGGAGUUUGGAGAAAGCCAGAUAAAGAAGGGCAGGGAUCCUGCCCUGCAGCCCUGCUGUGCACCAGACUGCACUCCUAAGCCUUCCUGCUGCCGCUGCUCCUAGGCUCUUGCUGCUCCCUCCCUUAACGUCGCUGGCACCUUAUCUCAAACCCAACGGACCACCCCACCCCAACUAACAAAGCUCAGCCUUGGAGCAACCUCACAGCUUUGGCUCAGGGACGCCUCCAGCUGCUGGAGGGCUGGGGUAGCAAAUUGAGGGCUUGGGAGAUCCCCACCCCUGCUUGGAGCUCCAAGCGAUGCUCCCUGUGCUCCACGGUGGACGUUCAAGCAGAGAUGUCUGGACAGAAACCCGGAGUUAUUCAGAGAGGGACCAUGAUACAACAGAGCAAAGAACAGCUCCUCUCAAACCAUGAUUAAGAUGAAGCAAAGGGUGUUGAGAUCCAGGGUCCAGAGAUCCCACAUCAGCAGGAGGUGUGUGCUUUGCGCCCCAGGAUGGGAAUUGAGCUUGGAGCCACAGCACCAUCCCUUGGCAGAGACCAAGAACACAGUGAGAAAAUGGGGUGGAUGGUCCU
Messenger RNA from Cuculus canorus (common cuckoo), 2060 nucleotides. It is a transcript of the gene ARSA, whose product is annotated as arylsulfatase A. The transcript has 8 exons. NCBI's taxonomy places the organism in Eukaryota, Metazoa, Chordata, Aves, Cuculiformes, Cuculidae. Gene Ontology annotation, molecular function: arylsulfatase activity. The coding region runs from base 74 to 1591 and encodes 505 amino acids. The record is from RefSeq and is a predicted model, not a curated record.